CGCUGCUAGAGUUUCGUGUUGUUCCUCGGCAUGGCGUCUUGUCUGUGCGUUACAGGUGUCAGGCCCGCCUCUGCCUCGUAACCGAGAAUGCAAGCUCAAGACACUCCCCUCCAAACUUGCAUCGACGAAUACCUACCCCACAGGCGAGGAAAUCUUCAACUGCGUCCAGGUCUAGAAGAGCCCGUCCUGACUCCAGAAACCGGGCCAAUAGCUGACAACAAGCGCGCCCGCUGCAACCUUGCCGUCGCCGCCUACACGUGGGAUCUCAGGCCCCCGCCUCGCUGCCGAGUUUCCCGAGGAGGAACAGAGCUUCGGUUCUGGACGAUCAUUCGCAAGAUCUUGGAGCGAGCAGGCUGGGACAACGCAUGCGUGGGCAUUCGAAAGAACAGCCUCAACCGCCACCGCAACAACAAGGCUGAGACCCAGCGCUGGAGCCCCCUCAAUUCGCAGUUCUUCCUCAACACAAAACUCGUACCACUCUCCGGCAACAUGGGGAACCUCACCACCUUUCCCAAGGGCAGAGAGGAAACGCCCGCUACUACCCAGAAGCGCGAGGCUGCGAAUAAGAACAAGGCACAGUUGCCUACCAAGCGCCCACCCUCUAUGACGAAGACGCGGCUGCUUAAGCAACCGACGAAAGUCACCGACACUGAUAUCGACAAGCUCGUCGACAGCGUCUUCGAAAGGCUAGAGCAGCAAGGCUUGCCUGAGGACACCUUCUACACGACAAACAACGGAUACCAUAUCGGCCAGCACCGACUACAGCCCGAGAAGAAGUGUGGUUUCGAGGAGGACAUCAACAUCCGGCCGAUCACAGACAAGGAGAUGCUGGACAAGGAGCUGGCGUCAGCCUCGCCGGACCCGAUGGACGUGACCAUGCAGUUCGACUCGCCGCCGCAUGAAGAAGAAGAAGAGGAGGAGGAGGAGGAGAUGCCCAAACACCACCCCGCCGACAGGCCUGACACACCGCCGUCAGACGCCGCCGACAACCUCGCCCCCGGCGAGAAUGCCGUCGCCGACGACGGGGACGGGGACGGGGACGGCAAACGGCCGCGCUAA
Phialemonium atrogriseum is the source of this 1059-nucleotide messenger RNA. RefSeq lists its product as uncharacterized. NCBI's taxonomy places the organism in Eukaryota, Fungi, Ascomycota, Sordariomycetes, Cephalothecales, Cephalothecaceae. The record is from RefSeq and is a predicted model, not a curated record. The transcript is spliced from 4 exons. Bases 88 to 1059 code for a protein of 323 amino acids.